This is a messenger RNA of Galendromus occidentalis (western predatory mite), 538 nucleotides long. RefSeq lists its product as uncharacterized. The transcript has 4 exons. Lineage: Eukaryota; Metazoa; Arthropoda; Arachnida; Mesostigmata; Phytoseiidae. Bases 20 to 517 code for a protein of 165 amino acids. The record is from RefSeq and is a predicted model, not a curated record.
GUUCACCGUGUAUCCCUCCAUGCAAGAACGCGACGGCUGGAGCCAGCAAUACAUUGCGCUCUCUGCUUCGGAGCUGCUCUUCUUCGAUUGCCAAGAGGGAUAUCUCGAGAAAACACCGUCGAAGGUGAUAGAGUUGGAGCAAGUGAUCACCACGGGAGAUGUUCCUGAGUUGACGAGGGAACGACUAUCGCUAUCAGCCUCCGACGCCCGUCGGAGCGUCCUCAUUUAUUACGUGAUGAAGGGAGAGAUUCAGUUGUUGCCCUGGAUGGAGGAGAGGCCUCGACACAGAGAACUUUUGGAGAGACAUUUCGAAUACAUAUCCACACGCGAAGCUGGCGGGAACCUCGUUCUUCUCGCUGACAGCCCCCAAGCCAAGGCCGAUUGGGAGCGAAAAUUCAGAAAGUCCCUAGACGUUUACGAGUUUUCAGGACAGCCGCAGAAAGCAGACGAGGAGAUGCUCCGCUUCUUCCGCUGGAAGUCAGACUUCCCUCGAACUCAGGAGUUAUGGACGUAUUGAAUAAAAAACACUGUAUUAGAA